Molecule: messenger RNA, 3599 nt
Organism: Vespula vulgaris
Lineage: Eukaryota; Metazoa; Arthropoda; Insecta; Hymenoptera; Vespidae
Gene: iPLA2-VIA
Product: 85/88 kDa calcium-independent phospholipase A2
Exons: 4
Coding region: 196-2574 (792 amino acids)
Biological process (GO): positive regulation of ceramide biosynthetic process; lipid metabolic process
Cellular component (GO): mitochondrion
Molecular function (GO): protein binding
Source: RefSeq, a predicted model, not a curated record
AAAAUUAAAAUUAGACAUUCUUAUUAUUGUUAUAUCUAUGGUGAUACGCAUUGACCAAUAGAUUAACGUUCCUCAAAAAAAAUUUCGUAUAUUGAGUUAAAGAUUAUUGUUAUAAGGGUUAAACCGAUGAUAUAAAAUUUAAACGGAUCUCGACUUGGAGAUCGAAAAGUUACAAAAAAAAAGAAAAGAAAUAUCAUGACUUGGCUCGGUACGAUCGCUAAUAAUGUGUUACGGAAUAUUGUUUUUACGGUUCCUCCACCUAAUAUAGUUUUAACUGUCAAAACCGAUCAAUAUAGUAAUCGGCUUAUUCAUUGUCGAGAGGAUGGUAUUGUGUUAUAUAGACCUGGGGAUAAGGGUAUUGAAAAUAAAUAUGAGAUCAUACUUCAUAGACCCUGCACAGAAACGUUGGAUCAAGCUUAUAGCUUGUAUCGAACGGACGAUAUGAUAGAUGGUGAAACACGUUUCUUGAUAUACAAAGAUAAAGUUCCUGUUUUAGUUCAAAUAUCACGCGAGAUGAGCAAUGUAAGCAAGAUACAGAGAUUAUGCGACACUCUAGUAGAACAUCCGACAUGGACGUUGGCGCAUUUAGCUGCUCAUUUCGCUCUCUACGAGGCAUUUAAAAAUACGGUGGUAAAUAGUCAAUUGAAUAGCAGCGACUUAGACACAGGAGUAUCGCCGUUACAGGUAGCAGUACAAACAAAAAAUUUACGAACCGUGCAAAUGCUCAAAGCUGCUAAUAGUUCGUUGGAACAUACGGACAAGCAAGGGAAUACGGUGUAUCAUUACGCAGCUACGUCAACCAAAGAUAUUAUUUUAACGAUCAAAGGUUUAUCCAAUAGUUUGAAUAGUCGAAAUAAUGACGGUUAUACCCCGUUACAUAUCGCUUGUAUGAACGACGAACCCGAAUGCGUGAAGGCUCUCUUGUUAAUUGGAGCAGACGUUAAUAUUCCACCAUCAGAUGGACAACCUUCUAGUCCAGGAUACGUAGGCGACUUUUUACAUAAUAAACCUAAUGUACUUUAUUCGGAAGAUAUGAGAUUCGGUGGUACGCCCUUGCAUUGGUCUCACAGUAGACCGGUUGUGAAUGCUUUAAUCGAGCACCAUGUGGAUAUAGAUGCUGUCAAUUUCCAAGGACGUACAGCUUUACACGUUAUGGUAAUAAGAAAACGUUUGGAUUGCGUGGUGGCUUUGUUGAGUCACAUGGCUUCCGUGAACAAAGUCGAUCAAGACGGUAAUACUCCAUUGCAUUUGGCGGUCUCUUCGGGCACAAUAGCUGUGGUGCAAGUUCUCGUUGGGUUUGGAGCUGACAUCAAUGCAAGAAAUUGGAAGUCGGAAACACCAAGACACAUGGUUAAUCUUAAUAACAGCGAUGGCCAGAAGAUACUUUACAUCUUGCAUGCCGUUGGUGCUCAACGUUGUCAAUCCGACAUGAAGGACUGUAAUUUAGGAUGUAAAUACAAUGAGAAUUACAACGGGAUUAUACCGAACGAAGUGCCAAGAUCCGUUCCACGUACUACCUUGGAUCAAAUGUUACACGUAUCGGGUAUGGAAACAAUGGCAUCAUUGGAAAGAAGGAAGAUGAAAGGUGGAAGAUUGUUGUGUCUCGACGGUGGUGGAAUACGUGGUUUGGUAUUGAUACAAACCUUGUUAGAAAUCGAGUCGAUCUUGAAGAAACCAGUGAUAGAAUGUUUCGAUUGGGUUGCUGGUACGUCGACCGGUGGAAUCUUAGCUCUUGGUUUGGCAUCGGGAAAAUCAUUGAAGGAAUGUCAAGCUUUGUAUUUCCGUAUUAAGGAAGACGCUUUCGUAGGUUUCAGGCCGUACAACAGUGAAGGUUUAGAGAAUAUAUUAAAAGAUUGUUUAGGUCCGGAAACAGUAAUGGCUGACAUAGACAGACCUAAAUUAAUGAUAACAGGUGUAUUGGCCGAUCGCAAACCUGUAGAUCUACAUCUUUUUCGUAAUUACGAGUCACCUAGUGAAUUAUUAGACGUCCCAAGGAAUACAGAUUUCAAAGCCACGUUAUCACCCUCGGAACAAUUAUUAUGGAAGGCUGCACGUGCAACUGGCGCUGCUCCCUCGUAUUUUCGUGCUUUUGGUAGAUUCCUCGAUGGUGGACUUAUUGCUAAUAAUCCGACAUUGGAUGCCAUUACUGAGAUACACGAAUAUAAUUUGGCCUUGAAAGCAGUUAGACGAGAAUCCGAAGUCGUACCAUUGUCAUUGGUUGUUUCUUUGGGUACCGGUUUGAUACCGGUUGAACCAUUAACCGAUAUAGAUGUAUUUAGACCAGAAGGUUUAUGGGAUACAGCUAAAGUAGCCAUGGGUAUUACUGCUUUAGGAUCUUUACUCGUAGAUCAAGCUACUGCUAGCGAUGGAAGAGUUGUUGAUCGUGCUAGAACCUGGUGUUCUAUGAUAGGUGUACCGUAUUAUAGAUUUAGUCCGCAAUUAACAAUGGAAGUAGCCAUGGAUGAGAAGAAAGAUGAAAUAUUGGCGGACAUGAUAUGGACAGCUAAGGCCUUUAUGCAUGCCAAUAGAAAUCAAGUUCAGGAAUUAGCUGCUGUUAUUAAUCGAGACGCGUAGAUUUUUAUUCAGAAUCCGGGAGUUUAUUUUUUGCUCUUUCUUUCUGUCUUUCUUUCUUUCUUUCUUUUCUUUUCUUUUUUUGCAUCGUUUAUCUAUUAACGCGUUUAAUAUAUUUAUGGAAGCGUACAUUUUUAUUUUUAUUUUAUUUUAUUUUAUUUUAUUUAUUUUUUAUUUGGUUUGUUUCAUAUACAUAUAUAUAUAUAUAUAUACAUAUACAUCGGUGAAAAUAUCGUUACUUUGAUCGAAUUGGUUUAUUUAUUUAUUUCUUUCUUUUUGUUUUUAUAUUAAUUGCAUACGAAUUAUAAUAUGUAUCUAACGAUAUUUGUUUUCUUUUUUUUCUUUUUCUUUCUUUUUUUCACUUGGCAUAUUCAUUCGGAAAGAUAUUUCUUGAAUUUUAUUAUCUCGAAUAUUCGUUUAUUAAAAAUAUCUCCGGUACAACAAUUGAGAUUAAUCGUUUAAAUAGUUCGUGCAUUGUCAAAAUGUAAUUUAUUCAAAAACAAAAAAAAAAAAAACAAAAAAAAACAAAAAAGAAGAAAGAGAAAAAAAAGAUAGAUCUUACAUACUUUCAUUAAUUUUUUUCUUUCUUUCUAUCUUUCUUUCUUUACUUUUCUUUUUUUUUCCCUUUCGAGAGAACUUUACGAUCAUAUCAUUUUAACGCACAGUUCGUUUACGUUACGUUACAAAAAAAAAAAAAAAGAAAAAAAGAAAAAAAAAGGAUCGAUUGAUUAGUUAAGAGAGGUAAGAAAAAAAAAAAAAUAUAUUGUGAUCUCUCUUUUUCUCUAUUACACACGUAGUAUAUAGAUAGAUAAUUUAAUUUUUUAUAUUAAUCCUUUUGUAUCUUUCGUGCGUUAUAUUAUAUCAUAAAUAAAUAUAAAACGUAGAAAACGUAGAAACGUUUGAGAGGUCUCGUAGAAAAUGUUUCAGGGAAUAUAAAAUAACACGAUUAGAUGAUAUUUACGAAUUGUGUAUUUUAUUGGAAAUCCAUGCGGAUAGAAUAAAUACAGAAAAUUGAAAAUGAAAAAAAA